This is a messenger RNA of Cephus cinctus (wheat stem sawfly), 2134 nucleotides long. It is a transcript of the gene Rab11, whose product is annotated as ras-related protein Rab-11A. Gene Ontology annotation, biological process: exocytosis. Gene Ontology annotation, cellular component: recycling endosome. Bases 285 to 932 code for a protein of 215 amino acids. Gene Ontology annotation, molecular function: GTP binding; GTPase activity. The record is from RefSeq and is a predicted model, not a curated record. The transcript has 5 exons. Lineage: Eukaryota; Metazoa; Arthropoda; Insecta; Hymenoptera; Cephidae.
UACAUCGGUUUGGAGGGGCGUAGAAAGGAGGCCAUAUUGUACAGUUAAAUUGUAAGAAAGAAAAUAAUUUAUUGUAUCGGCCUGCACUCGCGACUGUUUAGUUUCGGUAGUUUUUGUCAUUUGCCGUGCUAAACUUCGCAUCUUGAAAUCGCAAGCAUACCGGCAGAUCACGCAGUCGAUUAAUCGAGACUGCUGCCCUUUUGUAAAUAAAUAAAAGACUUGCUAUUCGUGAUCAGGACACCGUCCGUCCACCGAGGGAGGAGUUUGUUGCUGCCGCCACCGAUAUGGGCACUCGAGACGACGAGUACGAUUAUUUAUUUAAAGUGGUUCUCAUCGGAGACUCUGGAGUAGGAAAGAGUAAUUUACUCUCUCGCUUCACACGAAACGAAUUCAACCUCGAGUCAAAAUCGACCAUAGGCGUCGAGUUUGCGACGCGCAGUAUACAGGUGGAUGGUAAGACUAUCAAGGCUCAAAUAUGGGAUACAGCUGGACAGGAACGUUAUCGUGCUAUCACUUCAGCGUAUUACCGUGGGGCGGUCGGAGCACUACUUGUGUACGACAUAGCAAAACAUCUGACGUACGAAAAUGUGGAAAGAUGGUUGCGAGAACUGCGGGAUCACGCUGAUCAGAACAUCGUGAUUAUGCUAGUGGGCAACAAGUCGGAUUUGAGGCACUUGCGCGCCGUACCCACCGACGAGGCCAAAGCCUUCGCCGAAAAGAAUGGUCUCUCCUUUAUCGAAACGUCUGCCCUGGACUCGACCAAUGUCGAAACUGCGUUCCAAAACAUAUUAACAGAAAUAUACAGAAUCGUGUCGCAGAAACAGAUUAGAGAUCCACCCGAAGGAGAUACAAUCCGGCCACAGAACGUAGAACCUAUCGACGUCAAGCCAACGAUGAACUCUGACGGAAUGCGCAAGCAGUGCUGCCAGUGACUCGCCUCGCUGCUUUAUAUAAGCGGUAACACGGAGGGAGGAAAGGAGGAGAGAGUGGUGGCUGGUGGUAGAUAUAGCAGGUGCGUAAGAGCACGAGAGCUAAGACUAUGCGUACGGGCCGGUGAAAUCGUAUGCUAGAAGAGUCUGACGGUCAGUUCGAGCAAUAGCACCAGGGGGUGACGUGGACUAUCCAUGCAUAGAGGUAAUAUAAAAUUACGCGUAAACACGAUACUAGUGCGUAUUAACAUCGAGCGACGAGAACAGUGAAGCGCCGGGACGAAACAGAGAAUAAAGAAUAUCGGGGGGGAGAGAGAGAGAGAGAGAGAGAGAGAGAGAGAGAGAGAGAGAGAGAGAGAGAGAAUGAAGAAGAAAAAAGAGAAAUCGAAGAAUCUAAAUAAUCAACAACGUAUUACGAAUAUGCAAAGGACAAGAAAGCGCGCCCCAAGAUACACGAUGCGAUAAGCGCGAUAAUACACGCUGUGGCCCACGCACCAUUCUGCCCUCUAUUUAAAUUUGUCUUAUUUACGAUAUAUAUAUAUAUAUAAAAAAGGUAUAUAUAUAUAAGUAUAUAUAUAUUAUGUUAUCAUAAUUGAAUGUUGUAUUACCGCUUCUUUGUAAUACAUAUAUCAUUAUUCUUCUCUACGCAUAGUGUGACCGUGAGUAUAUAAACAAUUUAUAAUAAUAUAUUUACGAUGGAAAUCAUGUGAGCGUACGUCGUAAUACACUAAGGGGUGGAAGUGGGGGGGAGUUGGGAGGAAUUUGUGGAAGUUCAACGGCGACGAAGAGAGGAUAUAUUGGAAGGAUCGAUGGACCAUCGAAGAGAUACGAUAAUUUUGGAAUUUUUGGAGAAAAAAAAAAGAGCUGCUAAAUUUUGAGGAACCCUGUUGCUCACUGUCCGUUCUCGCUCUCCACGUAGUAGAGUUAAACCGUACGCGCUAGGCACUAAGUCUCUACAUGCUUUUCGAUUGCGUUCUUUUUACGAGAGGCUUUUUACGUCUGAAGCUAUGCAUAAGUCAAAAUGACAAAAAAAAAAUCCACGCGUAUGAAAUCAUACAUAGGCCCUUCUUCGAAUCUUUGUCUCUUUAAGUGAAUGCCACCCGGGAGAUAUUAUUUUUCAUUACCUAUAACGAAAUUGUUUCGACGUGUGUAGCCAUAAUGUAAUAAAAAAAAAAAAAAAAAAAAAAAAAAAAAAAAAAAAAAAA